AUGCGAGCAUGGUACAAGGCGCUGAGCAACAAGUACCCUCGGUUGGUGGCAGGAGUCACGGCAACAACGGUCUUAACUUCAGCUGACAUUACAUGUCAGAUCUUUCUGCAGCCGCCAGAAGAGUCCACGGGGUACGACUGGUCCCGAACUGCGGGCCUGGCAACGUUCGGUCUAGUGUACUAUGGAGGACCGUGCAAGAGCUUGUACCUGCACUUCGACAAAGUGAUGGGCACCACGCCGACAGCGCGCACGGUGGCGAUUCAGACCUUCGUCGACUGCUACAUCCACACGCCGCUGGCACUUAUUCCUGCAUUCUACUACAUCACGAACGGUGUCAAGGGCAAGAGCGUCGCCGAAACAACGGUUCAGCUGCGUCGGGAGUGGUUCACCGCGUCCUUUGGGUCGGUGCUAUUCUGGACGCCUGUUCAAGUGGUGAACUUUUGGGUCGUCCCCCAGCACUCGAAGAUCCUCUUUGUCGCGUGUUUUUCCUUCAUGCACAAGACAUGGCUAUCCUGGCUUGCAAACCGCCACGAUCGUGAACAGCGCCGCCAUCUUGUCCAACCUGAUGCGGCGGCCGCUGUCGAUGAUUCAACCUGA
Molecule: messenger RNA, 597 nt
Organism: Aphanomyces invadans
Lineage: Eukaryota; Oomycota; Saprolegniomycetes; Saprolegniales; Verrucalvaceae
Exons: 2
Coding region: 1-597 (198 amino acids)
Cellular component (GO): membrane; cytoplasm
Source: RefSeq, a predicted model, not a curated record